AUGCCAAAAGUCCGGAUUAUUGGCAGUAUUUUAAUUAUAUAGACGCAGGUGCGCUUUGAAGGUCUUUCUACAUCCACGGAUGUUAUUUAUAGAGCACAUUACGGCUGAUGAUGUGUUUCUGCCAUUGUUUUUCAUCGCAUUGAACGGACUUUGCCCGCUUGAUUUGUGCGCGACUAGGAGGACUGAAGACCAGGCCUAGCCGGCUGGUUGUGGAGAACAAGCGGUUCAUCGGAAUUAAGAGAAUAUGUAACACUAAGAAACCAACAUGACGUCCAGAUUUGGUAAAACGUACAACCGCAAAGGAGGAGAGGCUAACUCCAAAUUUGAAGAAGUCUUCUCCAAUAAAAAGCCCACAUUGACCACCAAAUGGGGAGAGACCACCUACAAAGCUCAACUUGGGACCAAGAGGCCCCCCAUGAAACCUGAAAUUCCCGAGCUUCCUAAGAGGCCAAGGCUUGAGGACAGCGACAGUGACGAGGACCCUUUUGGCUUUGAUAGUGAUGAGGAUUCAAAAACUGUUACUUCUCACAGUGUGUCACAGUCUAACGUAGAAGUGGGAGAUGUGACAAAACCUGCUUCGGUCCAUGGCAGUGGGGCAAAAACUCCCGUUGUCUCAGUACAAGGCCCUGGGGGCUCCAUGCUCGCAUCAGCAAGAAAGGAGACAUCUGAAGUGAAGGUUGUCAAUAGCCCUGGCACAGAAGCACAUCAGAUAUCAGCAAACAGCAGCCAACAGCCUGCUGCAAUGCCCUUCUUUUCAAAGACCGUCCCCUCUGAUGACUCGAGUUCAGUAGAAGCUCAGAAGUAUGUCUCGUCCUUGCGCAAUGUACACACCAACCUCCUCGGCAAAGAUUCUGCAGAUGUACCUGGAGGUAACAAGGACUCUCAGUCCACCUCUUCCCAGGAAGAACUCCCUUCUGAAUGGAUGAAAAACACAGAGCAGGAGCCUUCUGCUGAGCCUGCUGUUGAGCCUGUGGACAACCUCCCCCCUUCACCAUUCACCCUCAGGUCCUCCAACUGCAAGAGGUAUCAGCGGCCCAGCCGGCCAAGCAAAGUAUGUUCCAACACAGGUGACAGUAGCACCAAACCCGCUGCAACAGCAGGAGCUGAAGUCAAAUCCAACAGUGUCCUUGGUGCCAGCUCAAAUACUGCUGCUCCUGCUAACACAGCAGGUAGAGGAAGGGGAAGGGUACGGGAUUACACAGUACUGCAUCCUUCCUGCCUGUCUGUGUGCAACGUCACCAUCCAGGACUCCAUGGAGCGUAGUAUGGAUGAACUAGUUGCCCCGGCAACCCCUGCUGAUCCUGGAGAGGUGGGUCAAAUGAAGAAGAAGUCGGACGUUCCACCACCCAAGCCCACUCGGUUCCGACCCACUCAGACAAAGACCAAGAAGGAGACCAAGCUGGAAUUCUUUGGCUUCGAGGACAAAGAGGAUGCAGAGGGUGAGGAGGGAUCAGAGGGGGGCACUGCAGGCAGCAGCAGUUACAAAAUCAAAUACUUUGGCUUUGACGACCUGAGCGAGAGUGACAGUGAUGAGGAGAGCUCACCGGCCAAGGAGAAGAAGGCCAAGAAAGCUGCAGCGGCCCUAGCAGCCCUAAGUGUGGACAGCCCUCAGACCAGUGACUCUCAGGACAGCCAGGCUAGCAGCAUUACAGAUACUUUUGAUUUCUCUGAUGACUGCAGCCCAGGGGCCACUGAGGGGCAGAAGGGCCGCUCAGGGAAGCAGAGUGACAAAUCUAAGGACAUGGCCACUGGACCCAAAAAGAUCUUUAGUGGACCCAAAAAGUCCCCUUCUAAAGCUGUAUAUAAUGCUCGCCAUUGGAACCAGCCCGAACCUGAGGAGAUGCCUCCGCCUCCCCUGUCUCGGUCUCACACUGCUCCAGCCAGUUUGUCAGGCGGGAGUAAGGACAGCAACUCCCACAAAGACGAUGGCCUGUUCAAAGCCCCCCCGCCGCCGCCCAAAGUCAUCAAGUCAGAGACCAUCCCCACACGACCUAACCAGGAUAUCAUCACAGCGCUCAAAUGCAGGAAGGAGCACAAAGAGCUCUAUACAGUGGUGCAGCAUGUGAAGCAUUUCAAUGACGUUGUGGAGUUUGGAGAGAACCAGGAGUUCACAGACGACUUUGAAUACCUGGAGACGGGGCUGAAGAGCAGCCAGCCACUCAACACAAGAUGCCUUAGCAUAAUCAGCCUGGCUACACGGUGUGCCAUGCCCAGUUUCAGGAUGCAUUUACGAGCCAGAGGGAAAGUGGCGCAGGUUUUCAAGAUGCUCAGUGACGCUCCUCAGCACCCGAACCUUGCUCUGUGUUCGGCUGCCCUGAUGUACAUUUUAAGCCGGGAUCGUUUGAACAUGGACCUCGACCGGGCCUGCCUGGAACUCAUGAUCAGGCUGCUUGAACUGGAACAAGACCACUCAGCCCACCAAGACCAGCUCACUGCCAAGGAGGUUGCCAAGGUCAAGGAGAAGAUCAGGAAGCUCUGUGAGACGGUGCACAAUAAGCACCUCGAUCUGGAAAACAUCACAACGGGUCACUUGGCCAUGGAGGCACUGCUGUCUCUGACCUCCAAGAGAGCAGGGGACUGGUUUAAAGAAGAGCUACGGCUACUUGGAGGCCUUGACCAUAUUGUAGACAAAGUGAAAGAGUGUGUGGAGAACCUCAGCCAAGAAGAUGACAAGGAAAACCUAGUAGCCUCCUUGUGGGGUGCAGAGAGAUGCCUGAGAGUGCUUGAGAGUGUGACGGUGCAGAAUCCUGAGAAUCAAAGUUACCUGAUAGCCUAUAAAGACUCUCAACUCAUUGUGUCCUCUGCAAGAGGUCUGCGUUGCUGCGAGCAGAUGAUCCAGCGUUACAGCAGGGCCUUGAACAACAGUUCGCUAUCCUUGUCAGGGGCAGCAUUGCCCCACUCUAGCUUCAGCAACGUAGGGAAAGCCGUGGAGGACUGCAUGAGGGCGGUCAUAGGGGUGCUGCUCAACCUUACCCAUGACAAUGAAUGGGGCAGUACCAAGACAGGUGAGCAGGAGGAACUGAUCGUGACAGCUCUGAACUGCGUCCUCCAGGUGCCGCGUUAUAUCCCCCAGGAACAGCGCUUCGACGUGCGAGUACUGGGCCUGGGGCUCCUCAUCAACCUCGUAGAGUACAGCGCCAGGAACCGCCACUGUCUGGUGGACAUGGACUACAGCGUCACAGAUACAUGCCUGGAAGACAGCCUGGUUCAGUCCGCAGACCCAGCACAACCAGGAAUAGAGGGGGAUUCGGUGCUACCAUGUCCAUCCGAGGCUCAGGGAGAUGGGACUGAUAGCCCCAGGACCUUCGGUGCCCUGGCUGCCCUGGUGAAGCUCUUCCUGGAAAGAGAGCGGGCUGCCAUCCUGGCGGAGGCCAAGACUGAUGACCUCAUCAGCGAGGCACCCAAGCCAGCGCUAGACCAGAGCGGAGAGUGGCAGGAGACGUCGGGAGAGAUCCAGUGGGUGGCAUCCGAAACCAAUGACAGCUCAAAUGAAAAGGAGGAGAAGAAGGAAGAGGAGGAUGAGGAGUUGGACCUAAAUAAAGCUCUGCAGCAUGCUGGAAAGCAUAUGGAGGACAGCAUUGUAGCCUCCUACACUGCUCUGCUGUUGGGCUGCCUCUGUCAAGGAAGCCAGAUAAAUGUGACUACUGUGAGGGAAAACCUGCCCAAUGGGGAUUUCUCAAUUAUGACUGAAAUGCUGAAGAAGUUCUUGAACUUCAUGAACCUCACAUGUGCUAUGGGCACCACGGGACAGAAGUCCAUCUCUCGGGUCAUCGACUACCUGGAGCACUGUUAACAGAUGGCCAGACAUUUAUCUCACACGCUGACUGCACAUUAGGGAGUUCCAGCCAAAUCUGGCACACCCUGCCUGGACAGGAGCCAAAAUGGGUCACUGGGGUCUUGACAGGGUCCCUUUGACUUCAACCUCUGAUCACUUGAACCUGUGAUCACUUUGAAUUUUAAUGCCACCUGUAAAGGCAUACACUGAACGCAUAUACACUCGCACAUGCAAACGCUCUCUCUCACUCAGACACACACACAUACACACACACACACACACACACACACACACACACACACACACACACACACACACACACAUAUGCAUACCAGCCUCAGCAGCAUCUGGAGCACAGCCUGAACCAAAGCCACACUAGCUAACAGACAUACAUGAACCACCAUUCAGUUCAAUUUGAACUCACCCCACUUAAAGAGUAGAAUAACCUCAAAGGUGUCAGAGUCAUCCUCGUGUCACCAGGAGACAGCCUGAGGAAAGGUGAGAGGCAGUAUCCUGUGACUUCUAUCUUUAGAAAGUUAUCCUUGAAGAUGGACUCAUUUGUCACAGUUGGGGACUUGUUUAAGGACCCACAAAGAUGAAAGCCACUGGGAGACAUUUGGCCCAAGUAGAAUGGAGUCCUCUGCACUGUGGAGUGUGGAGUCCCAGUCACAACAAUAAUGCUUGGCUUAAGUUUCAACCUCUGAAUCAAAUUUCAUGGAUCAUUAACCAUUUGUUAUCACCUCGCACCCAUGUUUAAGCCAAGAGUGAAAUCUUUGAUUAACAUGAGCGAUCACAAGUCAUUUUCGGGGAUAUUAGAAUGAUGCCUCUGUGUAAAGUGUGGAAUGACUUGAAUGCAUAAAUUUAUUUACCUAUAUGUAUGCAACUAGUGUGAUGGCUGAUAAGGGAAUGGUUUUUUUUUAAUAUAUAUAUAUUUUCGUGUUCUCAUUGUGUUCCUUUCUUCAUAAGCUGUGCAAAGUAGUAAAUCGUGUCAUCCGAAGGUUUUUUAGAUAUUUUCCUAAUGAGGGCAUGGUUUUUUUCUCCCCUAAUUGUUAAUUACUUUAAAAAGAAAUCAGCAGGUCUGCGUGACAUGUCAAGUUUUAUUUAACAUAUUUUACUGGCAAUGGCACUUGAAAAUGAAUAGCUAUUAUGAAUUUUUGAAUGUUUUUACUACUUGCCCACUAUCAAUUUUAAAAUUAUUUUUCUGAAUAUUUAAAUUUGAUUAAAUUCAAUAUCAUGGUUAUACAUUUAGCCUUUUAUUGGUUUAUUGGAUGGAUUUAAGAAAUUUGGUUUGUUUCUCACAAUGUUUUUAUAAUGUUUUUACUUACAUAUUUAAUUUAAUGCUUUUGCUUUUUGUAUGUGAUCUACCCGGUGACAAGUGACAAAAGAUUUCACAUUAUGUUUUGUUAUAUCACACACACCUCAGUGGCUGGGCAUUGUCGAGAAAAGCGCUAUAUAAAUGUAAUGAUAUUAUUAUUGUUGUAUAUUAUCUGCAGGAUAUUGGUUUGGGUUGAAAUCUGUGUGAUUGGUUAAAAUCUGCUAAAAAAAAAACCUUUCUUUUUUUUCUUUUUAAUUGAUGCUUAAUAAUCCAGGUAAGAAAAUCACAGAAAGUUGAAUCAGUUUAUCUGGACACAACAUGUAUUGAGAGAAACCUUUCUCUCAAAAAACGUUGUGUCCAGAUAAACUGAUUCAACUUUCUGUGCUUUAAAAAAUUUUUUUUUACAAAAAAUAAAAAGAUGACAGUGGGCAUUAAGGGCUUCACUUUUCAGUGCUUUCAUGUACCUGUAUGUCCGGCCACUCGAUGCUGUGUGUGUCUUUCAUGCUGUGGGCCCAUGAGGUGUCACAGUCUCCCAUUUUAUUUGCCCCCAUCGUGUCUUCAUGUCAACCAUGUUGUUGCACCAGAACCCAUUUGAAACCCACCUAUUGAAGCAGCAAUGUCCACGUGCUCUUGUGCGAUCACUGAUUGAAUGACAGCCAUACCGACAAUAAGCAGAUGACUUUAGUAUUUACCUGGUUUGUAGUGCUGCAGUGAACAUGACUGUUUACUGUGAAUAUAUUGCUUUGCGAUAUCCGGUCUCUGAUGGUAUUUUAGAAUGUAAAUAUUACUGUACAUAGUGGUUAACCAUUUAAAAUGCUUAGACUACUUUUUUCCUGAAGCGGAUAUUUUUAUUUUAUACAAUAUUUCUGAGUUGUUAUUUGGAGAAAAAAAAAGAAAAUAAGAGUGGGGGAUGAAGUUUGUACCAGUUUCAAGGACAUUGUCUUUGGUUACGUGAAAAGAAAAAAAAUUGUAUCUCAAAAAAAAAAGUUGCUACUUU
Lampris incognitus (smalleye Pacific opah) is the source of this 6087-nucleotide messenger RNA. It is a transcript of the gene wapla, whose product is annotated as WAPL cohesin release factor a. The record is from RefSeq and is a predicted model, not a curated record. Gene Ontology annotation, biological process: regulation of chromosome condensation. NCBI's taxonomy places the organism in Eukaryota, Metazoa, Chordata, Actinopteri, Lampriformes, Lampridae. The coding region runs from base 266 to 3793 and encodes 1175 amino acids. The transcript is spliced from 20 exons.